AUGAUUUUUAAUGUUGUGAAAAUACCUUUUACCAUUAAGUAUACUAUAGAAGCAAACACGAAGAUAUCCUAUAUGGCUAGUCAUACUAGAAGAGCCUUGUUUUCGCGGAAUGCUACGCUAUUAGCAGCAGGUCUCGCAAUAGUAGGGGCAUUUGUCGCUUACUCGUGUUCUCAGGCUAAAUCAAAGCAAGAGGAACAACCUAAAUCCGACGAAUAUCGGGGUUCAAAAUGCAUAAUAUUAACUCCAAGAGUUAGAGAAGUGAUCAAUUUGAAGUCCAUUCUUAAAACAAAUGCAGUGGUAUUGUUACCUCCAGGUGUGCUACUUCACGAAGAAGAUAUAGACGAGGGGAAUUCUUACAAAGUCAUACCUUGUGACUCAUGGAAAGGUGUAUGGGCAUGUGUUCGUCACCUACGGUUUGACAGCUUGUUGCUGAAUUCAAAUAGUAUUCCAGAUACUAUUCCACAUGACAUAGCGAGAUAUGUUAGCCAAAUGGUUGAACUUUGA
Eremothecium sinecaudum is the source of this 504-nucleotide messenger RNA. It is a transcript of the gene PEX22, whose product is annotated as ubiquitin-protein transferase activating protein PEX22. The coding region runs from base 1 to 504 and encodes 167 amino acids. The transcript has a single exon. The record is from RefSeq and is a predicted model, not a curated record. NCBI's taxonomy places the organism in Eukaryota, Fungi, Ascomycota, Saccharomycetes, Saccharomycetales, Saccharomycetaceae.